UAUAGGCAAGUGCCGUGACGCAGAUGCAAGUGACGUGAUGCUACUGUAUAACGGCAUGGAACCUCCGCUUUGUACUUAAGCCAUAGCAGCACUUCAGCUGCACAUUUUCCUUCGAAUCUCUGUGUCUCUACAUUCUAUCAAAAGCCUCAAAUUCGCCGAGAUGAAGCUUACUGUAAAGACUCUGAAAGGCAGACACUUCGAAAUUAGGGUUCAACCCUUCGAUACCAUCAUGGCGGUUAAGAAAAAUAUUGAAGAUGUACAAGGAAAAGACAAUUAUCCAUGUGGACAACAAUUAUUGAUUCACAAUGGAAAGGUUUUGAAAGAUGAAAGUACUCUAGUGGAGAACAAGAUCACCGAAGAUGGUUUUCUUGUUGUCAUGCUUAGCAAGACAAAAACUUUGGGUACAAGUGGGAGCUCUUCCAACCAACCUGCAUCUACAACUCAACCAACAUCUAAUCCUACUCCUACCUCUGAAGCUCCUGUGCAAGAACCGGAUCUAAAUAGCAACUCUUCUGCUUCCAAUGUGCCAGCAGCUAAUGCUCCUUCUGGUACCUAUGGUCAGGCUGCCAAUUUAGCUGAUGGUAAUAAUCUUGAGGAGACCAUUCAACAAAUAAUGGAUAUAGGUGGUGGCAACUGGGACAAGGAAACUGUUACUCGUGCACUUCGAGCUGCUUACAACAAUCCUGAGCGAGCAGUGGAUUAUUUAUAUUCCGGUAUUCCAGAAGUUGCAAUGCCCGUGAAUCAGGCAACUUCUGAGAGGGCUGAAACAGGCGCAGCAGCCGCUGCACCUGUUUCUGGAGCACCUUAUUCAUCUCCCUUGAAUUUGUUUCCUCAGGAAACAAUUUCACGUUCUGGUGUUGGUGGAGUUGGCUCCCUAGAUUUCCUAAGAAACAACCAACAGUUCCAAGCAUUACGUUCUAUGGUGCACACAAAUCCACAGAUUUUACAGCCCAUGCUUCAGGAGCUUGGAAAGCAGAACCCCCAACUUUUAAGCCUUAUUCAGGAGCAUCAUGCAGAGUUUCUUCAAUUGAUAAAUGAGCCUCUUGAAGGUUCUGAAGGGAAUUUAUUUGAUCAGCCUGGGGAAAUGCCUCUUGCUGUUAGCGUCACCCCAGCAGAGCAGGAGGCCAUUGAACGACUUGAGGCAAUGGGAUUUGAUAGAGCCCUUGCAAUUGAGGCAUUUUUUGCCUGUGACCGCAAUGAAGAAUUGGCAAUCAACUACCUAUUAGAGAAUGCUGGAGAUUAUGAGGAUUGAAUGGUAAAUUUGAAAUGGAUGUUAAUGUUGUUGCCCAUAGUUUUUGUGAAAGGGGCAACUUAAAACAUCUUGGAUGGUUUUAACAUGUAUAACCCGAUGCUCAUGGGCUGGAAAGUCUUUGACUCUAUCAUGAAGGCUAGGUUGGGAUUGUGCAGUCUGGUUGAUUUUGUUUUUGUGACAAUGCUUGGUUUUUUUCAUCCAUUGUAUCCGAAGUUUUUGCAUUGUUUUGUAGCAGUAUGAAUUUUUUCCGUUGUUUUUCAUUGUGGGUUUAUCGCGUGAAAGGCAGUGUUCUUGAAGAUUUUUAAUUUGAUUUUUACUUUCUGGA
Molecule: messenger RNA, 1577 nt
Organism: Camellia sinensis
Lineage: Eukaryota; Viridiplantae; Streptophyta; Magnoliopsida; Ericales; Theaceae
Product: ubiquitin receptor RAD23b
Biological process (GO): nucleotide-excision repair; proteasome-mediated ubiquitin-dependent protein catabolic process
Cellular component (GO): nucleoplasm; cytosol
Molecular function (GO): damaged DNA binding; polyubiquitin modification-dependent protein binding; ubiquitin binding
Source: RefSeq, a predicted model, not a curated record